GGCUGUAAUACCUACUCUCGUCGGAUCCAUUCAACACACAACUUCAGCCAGCUGAACAGACUCACACUGCUACAGCAAGCACAUCUUGCUAACCUAAUUCAGAAAACAAGUGCUACAGCUCUAUGAAUAUCUUCUUUGCACAGUGUAGCAUUUUCAGGUGAUCUGGGAAACUGAGAAAGGCUCUUAGAAGCAAAUAAAAGAAUCAAGAAUCAUAAUGGAGAUAUAUUUAACAAAUCAAGUACUGGAUCAAACUUAAAGCCAGUUUCUUAUUCAUCAUAGUGAAAAGGUCACCUUGCCUCGCUGGAAGAGAAGCAGAAUAUCAGCUUUGUUGCAUACUUUCAAAUUCUUGGCAUCCAUUCUAUUUUUCUUAAUGAUUUUACCUAUGUAGGCUAUAUAGCUACACAGACAGACAUACGGUCCUCAUGGUAGAUGACAAGGGAAAGAACAUGAAAUGUCUCACCUUUUUUUUGAUGCUUCCAGAAACUGUCAAGAACAGGUCCAAGAAAAGCUCCAAGAAGGCAAAUACCAGCAACAGCAGCAAGUUGCCACCAGUUUGCUAUGAAAUCAUUACCUUGAAGACCAAAAAAAAGAAGAAGAUGGCUGCUGAUAUUUUUCCCCGUAAGAAGCCAGCCAACUCCGGUACAACUACUGUCCAGCAGUACCACCAGCAGAAUCUCAAUAACAAUAAUACUAUCCCGGCCCCUAAUUGGCAAGGGCUUUACCCCACCAUCAGAGAAAGAAAUGCGGUGAUGUUCAACAAUGAUUUGAUGGCAGAUGUUCAUUUUGUGGUUGGGCCACCAGGUGGGACACAGCGGUUGCCAGGACACAAAUAUGUUUUAGCUGUUGGGAGCUCUGUAUUCCAUGCAAUGUUUUAUGGAGAGCUUGCUGAGGACAAAGAUGAAAUCCGUAUACCAGAUGUCGAACCUGCUGCUUUUCUCGCUAUGCUGAAAUACAUCUAUUGCGAUGAAAUUGACUUGGCUGCUGACACAGUGCUCGCUACCCUGUAUGCUGCCAAAAAGUACAUUGUCCCUCACCUCGCUCGUGCCUGCGUCAAUUUCCUAGAGACCAGUCUGAGUGCGAAGAACGCUUGUGUGCUGCUUUCCCAGAGCUGCCUCUUUGAAGAGCCCGACCUGACCCAGCGUUGCUGGGAGGUGAUCGAUGCCCAGGCUGAGCUAGCACUUAAGUCUGAGGGAUUCUGUGAUAUUGAUUUCCAAACAUUAGAGAGUAUCCUCCGCAGGGAGACCCUGAAUGCCAAAGAGAUUGUUGUUUUUGAGGCUGCUCUCAAUUGGGCUGAAGUUGAGUGUCAGCGCCAAGAGCUGUCACUGAGCAUUGAAAAUAAACGGAAGGUCCUCGGAAAGGCGCUGUACUUGAUCCGAAUUCCCACCAUGGCCCUUGAUGACUUUGCAAAUGGUGCCGCCCAGUCUGGAGUUUUGACUCUGAAUGAGACCAAUGAUAUCUUUCUUUGGUACACAGCAGCCAAAAAGCCUGAGCUGGAGUUUGUGAGCAAUGCCCGCAAGGGUCUUGUCCCGCAGCGCUGCCACCGCUUCCAGUCCUGUGCCUACCGGAGCAACCAGUGGCGGUACCGGGGUCGGUGUGACAGCAUUCAGUUUGCUGUGGACAAAAGGGUCUUCAUCGCCGGCUUUGGCCUCUACGGCUCCAGUUGUGGUUCAGCAGAAUACAGUGCCAAGAUCGAACUCAAACGCCAGGGUGUCAUCCUGGGACAGAACUUGAGCAAGUAUUUCUCAGAUGGAUCCAGCAACACUUUCCCAGUGUGGUUUGAGUAUCCUGUGCAGAUUGAGCCAGACACCUUUUACACAGCCAGUGUGAUUUUGGAUGGCAAUGAGCUGAGCUACUUUGGACAGGAAGGAAUGACAGAGGUUCAGUGUGGCAAAGUGACUGUCCAGUUUCAGUGCUCUUCAGACAGUACCAAUGGUACUGGUGUGCAGGGAGGACAAAUUCCUGAACUUAUAUUUUAUGCUUAAAAAAUCAUUUCCAAAAGAAAAUGUGAUCUGUGAAGUGCAUAUCUGGUUCAGACAUGUUGAUGCUUUGCUUAUCUGCAGAUAGGUGAUCAGUACAGGUAAUUGUAAUUAAUAAUGCUAUGGGCAGUUCAUAAUUACUUUUUAGCCUACAAUGCAGCUUUACACAACUAACUAGAUGCUCAAAAGAGCCAAGUUCUGAUUAAGGCUAUGUUAUUUUAAGAGUUGCGUCUAUAUACUAAGAAAAAUUGUGUACAUUUUCUUUACUAGUUUUGUCUAGUUAACAGCCUUUCUAUAAUUGUCUUAAAUUUCCCUUUGGGCUUUAUUUUGAUCAUAGUGUAAAUAUGUAGUAUAAAAAAAGGGUGAGGGGUUAUUUUAUUUUUAAAACUCAAGAAAAAAUUGACUAGUUUGGAAGGAAGUUCUUUUACCUACAAGUAGUAGUUUUGAGUUUGGUUGAAUAUAUAGCAAGGGGUAAUAAUCACUUUUAACUUUUAUUCCUUUUCUCUGCUUUUCAGCUUUUGCUUUGUACUUGCUACGUGAAUUAAUUGGACUGGUACAUGUUAAGCUAAAGGUAGCAAUUUCCCUGGAGGUGUCAAUGAAAAAUUGAAAGGCUGGAUUUUUUUAAAGGAACUCCUUGAGAACAAUUAACUUAUUUUUCUUUAAUCUAGAAGGACAGAAUUUUGAAGCAUAUGUAUUUCUUUUGGAAGUAACUUCAAAAUCAUAGUAUUCGUUCAUAACAGAAAAGGGCUGCAGGCUUGUCACUUAUUCGAAAGAAGAGGAAUCUUAAAGUUACAAAAUUGAUGACAUGUUAAAAUUCACAAUUUGGAGGGAAAAAAAAAGCUAGAGCUUUUCCCACUAUAUAGCUCUUCAUACAAAAUAGUUGCUUGUCUAGAUCAUUUACUAUACACUAUUAUCAUUCCAUAUUCUCCCUUAAAAGAGGGCCAUAUAAUUGUUUAGAUUGGUUGAAUGCCAAUUAGUUAACAGAGCACUGCAUAGAACAGUAAGGUUUACUUCGUUUUACCUAAUAUAUGCUUUGAACAUAUGAUAAUAGAUCCAUCAGUGAUAAAUUCUUUAAAAUUCCUAGAUGUCUAGAAUAGUGCCCUCUGGCCACCCUAAAGUGGCAUUAUAUACCUGCAGAAAAUAGAAUAUGGUCUGGAGGGAUUAAAGUAGAUUAUACUUAAUAUCCAAAAUAUCAGCAUUGUAUCAGGCUUUCUCAUGUGCUCUCUGCACAACAUAAAAAAAGGGAAUAUCUGCUUUACAAGAAAUAAUCUCCCUUAUAAGAUGAUUUGUGGCAGUUUGGUACCUACAUUAUUGGUAAUGUUCAAUACAGUUGACCUCCUGACUAUUUGCAUGUGAAUUAUCCAUGCACUCCUGGGUUGCUUUCCUGCCCAGUAUGAUCCUGAGAUGGCUUCCCCCCCGCCACCCAGAGUGCGGCUUUUGGCUGCCUCCUUCCCCUUGCUCAGCACAGUCCUAGACUGGCUUUUUGAAGCUAGGGGUUAGUAUUGGGGUGUGUGCGCGUGUGUGUGUUUGCACACUCAGGAAUUUACUUCUUUCCCUGUCUGCCAGCUAGGCAGUGGAACAGAAAUUAUUCCUCCGUUCAGCCUAGUAUGGUCCUAGGCAGUUUUCCUUUACCCUCUUUAAUGUGCUACCAGGCCACUUUCUUCCCUCUACCUAAUAAAAAGCAGGGAUGGCUUUCUCAUUACCUAAUCUAAUAGAGGGGACAGUGAAUUGUCUGAGAUUUCAGAAUCUUCUGCGCUGCUGUCCCCAUCCGUACAAUCAAGAGUUUCUGUCACUGGUAAUUAGAGAAUACCCCCAGGACAGCUUUCCAAGAGCUUUAACAAUAAUAUGAUAUUGUAGAGAUUGUGGAUAGGGAGAAGAGCCAAACUACUAAUGAAAUAAAGGUAAAUAUUCCCUAGAAAACUACUGCAGAUUAUUCUUUAUAUAGUUAAAAUUGCCUGUUAUUCUUUGCCACCACAAAACAAGUACCAAAAAAAUGAGCCUGAUUAGGCUUCGUGUAUUCUUUUAUAAACAGCAAAGUAUUAGAAAUUAGGAAAAUGGCAUUGCACCAAGUAGUUGAGGUAGAGGUGAUGACCUUAUUCUGAUGUACACUCAGUUCAGUGAGUCACUGUCCAUGCUGUUCUUAAAUAGCGAUAUUCUUGGUGGUUUAAGAAUUAAGAUGAUGACAGCCAGCUAGAAUAAUGCCCCUUUUAUGUCUGCCAGUAAACUCAUUCUCGUUUUACAUUUACCUUCCAUUCCUUUUUUAAAGUGCUGGUCUACCAUGUGAUGAGGUUAGGCAGAUAUUCUUGAGUUAAAGUUGGAUACCCUACUUACAGUGGAAAACUUGAUUUUAAAUCUGUUACCCCUUCAAUAUUUUAGACAAAGUGGAAUGAAAACUGAUGUGCUUGCUUUAGCUUUUCUGAAUAUAUUCUUGGUAGUUAUAGGUUAUGAAACUAGACCAUAUUUCUAACAAACCAGGCAACUUUGGUAUAUAAACACAACUUCAAUAAACAGAACAUGCUGUAGAUGCUAUUUUUAAAUGUACCUGCAGUCUUUGUAUUUCAAUGUUAAUUCUGAGGAUAGAAGGAAACUAGGAUAGCAUUCUAAUGUAACAUUCUUUAUAUCUUAAAUAGUAUUUAAGUAAAUGGUUUAAUUUCUACAUAAUUAUUGCACUGAAUUUUUUUAAGUUGCUUAAGCUAAGCUAAUUUCAGAUCACAGCAGCCAGUUGUGCUUCAGGGUGCUUGAAUUUAGCAGGCUUAUAGCAUUAUUUAUGAAGGACAAAUAUAUAAAUAUGAAGUACCUCAUGUUGAAUGUUUAUUGUACUGUAUCUUUAAUGUAACAGUGCAGAUCUUGUUAGACACAUGAAUGUGUAUAAUCAUGUUAAAUACAAAUAAACAUAAAACUGGUUCAUAGA
Molecule: messenger RNA, 4887 nt
Organism: Phascolarctos cinereus (koala)
Lineage: Eukaryota; Metazoa; Chordata; Mammalia; Diprotodontia; Phascolarctidae
Gene: BTBD3
Product: BTB domain containing 3
Biological process (GO): dendrite morphogenesis; neurogenesis; cerebral cortex development
Cellular component (GO): cytosol
Molecular function (GO): protein binding
Source: RefSeq, a predicted model, not a curated record